Molecule: messenger RNA, 1383 nt
Organism: Funneliformis mosseae
Lineage: Eukaryota; Fungi; Glomeromycota; Glomeromycetes; Glomerales; Glomeraceae
Source: the annotation of a GenBank genome assembly
AUGGUACCGCAAAAUAAGCAAUCAUUUGAUAUCGAGGAAACUGAAGAAUAUAUUUCUUCAGAAAAUCAAGAUAACGAAAAUUUUAUUAAUGAAGAACAAGAAAACACGCGUUCUUCUUCAGUUUCUUCCUUAGUUUCGGGUGUAAAGUCUGUUGCUUUUGACGUUGCCUCUUAUUGGGCUAAGAGGCUAUAUGAUACGGUACGUCGUGAUCCGCAAUCACAUUUUAAGCAUAUUUUAGAAACCGCAAAUAAUUAUGAGCAGUGGGCGGAGGCAGCAAAUGCCUUAGAUCAUUUACAAGGAAAGGAUGAAUGGAAGCAUAAUGCAAUUUCACCAGAUUACGAUUAUGAUCUAUUACAAAAACGUCUUACACAAUUAACAAGGGCUCGUAAGACUGGUCAAUUAUCACAAAUGAUAUUUUUAUUAAGAACUUCCCUUGCAAGAAACCUCGGGGAUAUGGGUCAGCCGAAGUUAUAUGCAUAUACCAAUAUUGGAACUAAGAAAUUGAUCGAGGCCUAUAUUAACGAAGUUAUAAAACAAAUGAAUAUCAUUUGUGACACAGAAUCUGAAGAAAUAUCAACUAAAGACAAACUAGAAUUUUUCACUAAUACAAGACAAUCUUUUGGAAGAACGGCUCUCUUAUUGAGCGGAGGAGCUACAUUUGGUCUAACUCAUGUGGGAGUGAUUAAAAGUCUUCAUGAAUGUAAAUUACUACCUCGUAUCAUAUCAGGUGCAUCAAGUGGAUCAAUUAUUGCUUCCCUUCUAUGCACAAAGACGGAUGAAGAGAUACCAAUGACAUUAAAGGCUUUGAAAUCUGGAGAAUUUGACUUGGAAGUAUUCGAAAAAUCAUUAGAACCAGAUACUUGGUUGAUAAGGUUAAAAAGGUUCUUAACACAAGGUGUGUUAUUUGACGUAGACAUUUUAAGAGAAUGUAUGCGUCGAAACAUUCCUGAUAUGACUUUUCAGGAAGCUUACAAUCGCACAAGAAGAAUUUUGAAUAUAACUGUCAGCUCUUCUACAGUUUAUGAGAUGCCUCGACUUCUGAAUUAUUUGACAGCUCCAAAUGUGUUAAUUUGGUCUGCCGUUGCAGCGUCGUGCUCUGUCCCUUUCAUUUAUAGUUCGGCCCCUUUGAUGGCAAAAGAUAAGUCUGGGAAUGCAAUUCCCUGGAAUCCUUCUGGACAUCGCUGGAUUGAUGGAUCAGUGGAGAAUGAUUUACCAAUGAACAAGCUUUCCGAACUUUUUAACGUGAAUCAUUUUAUCGUGUGUCAAGUGAAUCCACACGUAGUACCAUUCAUGCAAAAAAAUCUAAUUCCUUCUCCGAUUAGCCGAUUGGCAGGAUGGUUUUUGUUUCUUGCAAUAUCUGAAUUACAACAUCGGAUGAAUCAG